CACCCUGUGAGGACAAACUGAACUUCAGGAGCUACAACCAUCUUGACAUUAAUUUACCAGGAAUCAGCCAUGGAUUAUCAGAAGCAGGUUGAAGAAAUUGAAUCCACUGCCAAGUUUGGAGACAUGAUAGAAUUUUCCUACCCGAUUGGAUAUUCGCACUGGGGAGUGUAUGAUGAAGAUGGACAUGUGAUCCAUUUUGCUGUUGCAGAUGAAGGGCAGCUGAUGAACAGGAUACGUACGUCCAUAGAAUCAUGGCUGCCUGUAUGUGGUGACUUUCUUAUUCGGGAGACCAAGAUCCGCAGAGUGCCUCUUGGCGAGGUCAACGUACCAAAAGGAGCCCACGUCUUGAUCAGCAACAACCGCCAUUUCUUCACGCCAUCAUCGCCUGAGGACAUGAGGCAAAGGCGAGAUGCACUCCUUGACAAGGUCUUCACAUAUAACCUCUUCAGUCUCAACUGUGAGCACUUUGCCACGUUUGUGCGCUACGGAAAAGCUGUGUGCAACCAGAUUCCAGCAAGAACCAAGAAUUUAGAGUGUGAGGACGCGACUGCAGCCUUCCAAAAGGUCAUUGACUCUGCAGAAACGUCCCCAGAGGAUGAAUGAGCCCUCUGAUGUGCUCGUAUUUUCCACUUUAUGACAAUAGUCGGUGGUCGCACCUUUUAAGAAUGGUUAACUAUAGUUAGUUACUAUAAACUAUACAAAAACAAGAUGAUCUCUUUGGAAUCAUGCCACUUUAAGAAUUUUGUCUUUUUUUUUUCUUUUUUUUGUCAGUGUUGGGUGGAAAAGAUAUACCAUACUGAUACAACUAACAAUUUAUUAUUAUUUAAUUAUCAAUUAAAUAAUAAUAAUUGUUUGGGUAAAUUGAUUGAUUGUUUGCAGCCCAUGAGAUAUUUAUAUUUUAUCCAGCCAACUGGCCAUAUUCCAAAGGUUAUUGAUUUGCACUCAUUUAUCAUUAAAAAUAAAAAAGAAGAAGAAAAAGCAGCUGUAUAUUCUGAAUACGGACAUGAAAGGACCAAAAAAUAAAUAAAAAUAUAAGUACGAGAUUGGGUUGUAAACAUCUCCAUUGUGCUGUAUGUUGUAUGUGUGUGGGUCUUUUUUAUAUUGAAUAAAUAAAAAGUUUUUAAAAAUAAA
This is a messenger RNA of Plectropomus leopardus (leopard coralgrouper), 1131 nucleotides long. RefSeq names its product phospholipase A and acyltransferase 2-like. Lineage: Eukaryota; Metazoa; Chordata; Actinopteri; Perciformes; Serranidae. Gene Ontology annotation, molecular function: glycerophospholipid phospholipase A1 activity; A2-type glycerophospholipase activity. Gene Ontology annotation, cellular component: cytoplasm. Gene Ontology annotation, biological process: N-acylphosphatidylethanolamine metabolic process. The record is from RefSeq and is a predicted model, not a curated record.